UCUCACCAGUCACAAGACGCGAAUUUUAUUCGCCAAUAAAAACAAAAAUAAAGCAACUUAAGCCCACUGAUAAGCGGACCAGCAAACCAGCAAUCUUCAAUGAAAUCACUACCGUUAGUUAGCCUGUCAUCGACCACCUGCAAGCGCACGCUGAACGGAGCGGCCCCACACGCCCACGCCCACCUCCACCAGCCCCCCCACACCUGUGCGUUGGCCGCCCACCCAGUUCGGUCGUCGGUGCGUUAAUGUUAUCAGUUCAGCAGCGGAGGCAACAGCAACAGCAACACAACGGGCACGAGUGGGCGCGCACAGAAACAAAAGACCACCCACCGCCCAAGGACGAGGCGUAGGCAGAGUUGCAGUGGCAGCAGAAGCGGCAGGGGCAAAGGCAGCGGCAGAAGCAGCGACGUAACCGCACAACGUGCUCGGAAUACCAAAACGUUUCUUUUGGGGUCAUGCCACGAGCUGCGUCGAACGGCUGACAGACAGGAAAUCGCGUGGCCAGCGGACCAACUAAACCACACUUCUUCACUGUGAGCAAUAAAAAACUCUAGUCAAUAGUUCAUAUGGAUGCUACCGCAAGUUCAAAGUUCAGCGAUGUGGACGAGUACGGCUUCAAGCGUGGCGACCACUUCGACUAUAACAACUACUCCAAGUUCAUGGAUGGUUACCUAAAGACGCUGACGCGACGCCGCAUGAAAUGGGAGGCCAUAUUGCAGCAAAACACCGAUCUCACCCAGGUGGACCCCAAGCUGAAGCGGUACAUUCGAAAAGGCAUACCUGGUCCGUACCGUCCCGACGUCUGGAUGAAAAUAUCCGGCGCCGCCGCCGCCCAGCGCCGCUCCCCGGAUCUCUUUCGCACUUUGCUGCGCACCGAGCCCUUCGACAAGGAAAUUAGCGAUUCCAUAUCAAUCGAUCUACCUCGUACCUUCCCCGACAAUAUUCACUUCGAUACGAAGAAGCAGCGCCUGUACAACAUCCUCAUCGCCUACGCCCACCACAAUCGGGAUGUCGGCUACUGCCAGGGCCUCAACUAUAUAGCCGGCCUGCUGCUGAUCGUCACCGACGACGAGGAGAAGUCCUUCUGGCUGCUCAAGCACAUCGUGGAGAACAUCGUGCCACAGUACCACUCGCACAACAUGGCCAAUCUCUUGAGGGACCUGGCCGUGUUCCGGGAGUUGGUCAUCCGGCGAAUACCAGCCGUCAAUCGGCAUGUGGAUAACUUGGGCCUGCCCUAUCCGGUGAUCGCCAGCAAAUGGUUCAUCUGCAUUUUUGCCGAGGUGCUGCCCGUGGAGACCGUGCUGCGCAUCUGGGACUGCGUCUUCGCCGAGGGCUACAAGAUAGUUUUUCGUGCUGCUCUGGCCAUGUUCGUAACCCACAAGAACGCCAUUUUGGGCUGCGACGACAUUGCCGCCCUGGCUAACUUGUUCCGGGACACGAUGAUCCAGGACAGCAUUGUGACGGACUGUCACGGCUUCGUGGAGGCCAUGUUCAGCCUGCGCCUGAAGCGUAGCGAGCUGGAGAGCCUGCGGAAGGUGGCGGUGCUAAAUCCGGCCUAAAAAGCCCUGGUCAAAACGGGGCUUUAUGACCAACAGAUCAAACAACAGCAACAAAACCAAAAACAAAUUGGAAAAGCAAUCGAAAAUUUCAAUUAUUAGGAGCGUAGUUCAACCGUGUCACUGUGUUUAUGUUCAUGAUUGUGAGUGUGCAUUAUGUAAUCGUUUCUAUAUAGUACGUACCCAAGUGUGCGCGCAUUUGUAUUACCAUAGUAGCCCAAUUGUAGUCAAGGCCAAAAUAAUUCGAGUAUUAGCCAACAAAAUCAAAUCGAGUAACCAAAGCGAAAUUUAAAAUGGAACAGAAAAGAACAGAUUAGUUUAACCACAAAUAUGUACGUACCUAAGCUGUAGGAGUAGUAGCCAAAAGUUUCUAGUUGAUAUCUUCCGCAUAUAGACCAUAUAGAGGGCAUGUACACAUGCCCAAUCAUCGGCAGCGCAUUUAGCCCACGUUUAUCCAAUAACAAAAAGUUUGUGUUCUAAGUUAUCUUGUUGAUCAAAGAAUUAUUUAUUUUCGAGUAUAUGUACUUUGAUAGGAAGCUAUGUAAAUGUCUACGUCUAGAUAAAACAUGUAUUUACUUUUAUAUAUAUAAAAUGCUUUUAAAGUUGUUACAUAGUUGACUAACUGUAAAACGUCUGUUAGCCGCAACCGGUUUGUCUCUUAUCGGUUGCCCAAUACUCAAUACUAUUUACAAAAGAUUUAUCCUGAAAUAUAAUUUGAGGAAUUGAUUUGUAAAUGCAUUAUCCCGCUGGCCAUUGAACCCAACAACUAUUCCCUAAAGUGGAAGUGGGCUUUAAUGGCUGGUGGGUUUUAUAUUUCAUGCAGCCGAGACGCUUUUCAAAUAAAAUACUAUUGCUAACUGUUAGUAACUGCAAAACUA
This is a messenger RNA of Drosophila subpulchrella, 2434 nucleotides long. RefSeq names its product growth hormone-regulated TBC protein 1-A. NCBI's taxonomy places the organism in Eukaryota, Metazoa, Arthropoda, Insecta, Diptera, Drosophilidae. The transcript has 4 exons. The coding region runs from base 567 to 1559 and encodes 330 amino acids. The record is from RefSeq and is a predicted model, not a curated record.